GCAGAGGAAGAGGAUCAGCUGUGCACGUGUGCCACAUUUCUUCCUUUCAAGAGGAGGCUGCAAGUAUCUGAACAGACCACCACGCCGCCGGGACAACAGCUGUCGACCUUUUCACCAUGGAGGUCCUUUUCCACUUGUUGUUCUCUCCUCUCCCAUUUCCGGCGAUUGUGUUUCUGUUCAUCCUGGCAGCUUUGACGCUGUUCUACCUCAACACGCGUCCCAGUCCGCUCUGUACCCCUGUUGACCUCAACUGCCAAACUCUUGGUAUCAAGGGUGGUGCAAGGAAAACUGCCAUAUUGGAAGAUAACAACAACCUGAUCUCAUAUUACUACAAUGAUGCUAAGACUUUGUAUGAGAAUUUUCAGAGGGGCACCAGAGUGUCAGGUAAUGGACCAUGCUUAGGCUAUAGAAAACCAGGAAGACCAUACCAGUGGCUGAAGUACAGACAGGUAUCGGACAGAGCAGAGCACCUGGGGUCAGGGCUUCUUCAUAGAGGACUGAAACCCAACAGCGAUACAAACAUUGGUGUCUUCUCCCAAAACAGACCUGAGUGGAUUAUUUCCGAGUUAGCCUGUUACACCUACUCCAUGGUAGUGGUUCCCCUGUACGACACUCUGGGUCCAGAGGCUCUUGUGUUCAUUAUCGACAGAGCCGAGAUAUCCACAGUGAUUUGUGACAAUCAAAAAAAAGCAGAAACACUUCUGCAACAUCGGGAAAAUGGCGAGGUUCCAGCCCUCAAAACAAUUGUCAUUAUGGAUCCCUUUAACUCUGAGCUGGUUGAGCGUGGAACAAAAUGUGGGGUGGACAUUCUAUCCAUGCAGGAUGUGGAGGCUCUAGGGAAAAACAAUCUUCAAAAGCCAGUUCCACCAACCCCAGAGGAUCUCAGUAUUAUAUGCUUCACCAGUGGCACUACAGGAAACCCUAAGGGAGCAAUGCUGACCCAUGAGAAUGUAGUCUCUGAUGCUGCAGGUGUUCUGAAAACCUUUGAGACUACAAUUGUUCCAUGUCCUGAUGAUAUCAGCAUCUCCUUCUUGCCUUUAGCACACAUGUUUGAGAGAGUCGUGCAGACGGGGGUCUAUGGAGCCGGGGCAAAGGUUGGAUUCUUCCAGGGUGACAUCAGGCUACUGCCAGAUGACUUGAAAGCCCUGCAGCCCACCAUUUUCCCAGUCGUGCCUCGACUCCUCAACCGCAUCUACGACAAAGUUCAGAGUGAAGCUGCGACGCCUUUCAAGAAAUGGCUGUUAAACUUUGCUGUGGAGAGGAAGUACAGCGAAGUGAAGCAAGGAAUCGUCAGGAAAAACAGCAUAUGGGACAAACUAAUCUUCCACAAAGUGCAGGCAUCCAUGGGGGGAAAUGUACGGAUCAUGGUGACAGGAGCAGCACCAAUAUCUCCCUCUGUUCUCAACUUCCUCAGGGCUGUCUUAGGUUGCCAGAUCUUUGAGGGUUACGGCCAAACGGAGUGCACAGCUGGCUGCACCUUCACCAUGUCAGGAGAUGCCACCUCGGGUCAUGUUGGGGUUCCUCUGCCUUGUAACUUUGUAAAGUUGGUGGAUGUUGAAGAAAUGAACUAUUUUGCUUCAAAUGGGGAAGGAGAGGUCUGCAUUAAGGGUCAGAAUGUGUUCAAGGGCUACUUGAAAGACCCAGAGAGGACUGCAGAGGCUUUGGAUAAAGCUGGCUGGCUCCACACUGGAGACAUUGGAAAAUGGAUGCCAAGUGGCGUUCUGAAGAUUGUUGACCGCAAGAAGAACAUCUUCAAGCUGGCUCAAGGGGAGUACAUAGCACCAGAGAAGAUUGAAAAUGUCUAUGUACGCAGUGCACCUGUGGCACAAGUAUUUGUGCACGGAGACAGUCUGCAGUCCAGUCUGGUUGCUGUUGUGGUCCCUGAUCCCGAGAUCCUACCAGGCUUUGCCAAGAAGCUUGGGCUCAAAGGCUCCAUUGAAGAACUCUGCAAAAACACGGACAUUAAGAAGGCCAUUCUGUCAGACAUGACCACAUUGGGCAAAGAAGCCGGGCUCAAGUCCUUUGAGCAGGUGAAGGAUCUACACCUCCACCCGGAGCAGUUCACCAUUGAGAACGGCCUGUUGACUCCCACACUUAAAGCAAAGAGGGCUGAGCUCAAAAAUCUCUUUCAGCCCCAGAUUGAUAAACUUUAUGCCAAUAUGCAAUAAAAGGAGAAGCUCAUACC
Thalassophryne amazonica is the source of this 2185-nucleotide messenger RNA. RefSeq names its product long-chain-fatty-acid--CoA ligase 5-like. Gene Ontology annotation, molecular function: arachidonate-CoA ligase activity. Bases 117 to 2168 code for a protein of 683 amino acids. Gene Ontology annotation, cellular component: membrane; mitochondrion; endoplasmic reticulum. The transcript is spliced from 21 exons. Gene Ontology annotation, biological process: long-chain fatty acid metabolic process. Lineage: Eukaryota; Metazoa; Chordata; Actinopteri; Batrachoidiformes; Batrachoididae. The record is from RefSeq and is a predicted model, not a curated record.